AUGUCUGAUCUUAGGAGAAGAGCACUCGGCGGAGCCAAGACAGUGUCCCGCAGGGCACGCGCGAAGGCGGAAUCAGGCCUUUCUUCUUCGAACCACUCUCCAAACGGAUCUCCAGGCAACUCGCGACCCGGCUCACGGCCUAGCUCGCACCCCGGCAGCCGCUACGCGUCCGAGGACGAGUACGCAAGCGCAUCUGACAAUGACGACAUUACGACCAUCGACACCGGCUCGGUUUCUGGAGACGAGGACAACACAGAUUACACGUGGGCUGAGCGGCUGCAGGACCGCGUGACGGAGCUGCAAGAUCGCAAGCGGAGCAGCGUCCAGGGGCGCGAAGCUACACUGGGAGGAUACAAUCACAUUUUGAAGCACCAUGUCGCCCUACGGCAGCUCGAUCGAUCCGUUGCCGACAUCAUGCCCAUCCUACUCAAGGACAGUAAGAACGGAAGCAGCGAGGAAGAGCGAUUACGGGCGAUCAAGGCCUUCACCUUGACGCUUAUCACAUGUCCCUCGGACACCAUUUUCGACCAAGCCCUGCCGAUACUGAAGUCUGCCUGCCACGACGCGGAGGCAGAUGCAGAAGCAAUUAAAGUGGAGACGAUUCGCGCGCUUUGCUUUGCCGUGACAUACGGAGGCGGUUCAAGCAACGCGGCAGAGGAAGUCCUCGACUUUCUGCUUGAGAUCGUCGAAAGCGACGGCCACUCAGUCAACGCACCCGACAGCGGCGCGGUAGUCACGGCCGCGCUGCAGGCCUGGGCGUUCGUGGCGAGUCACAUGGACGAUCUGACGGUCCAGUUUGAGGCCGCCAUCGAAGCCUUCAUGGAGCAGCUCGACAGCUCGGACCCGGACGUGCAGACCAGCGCCGGCGUCAACAUUGCGCUCCUUUUCGAGUCUGCCCGCGACUACGAAGCGGACACGGGCGAAAGCUUCGAUCAGCAGUACAACCAGCACCGAAUCAUGACGCGGAUGGGCGAGAUUGUCCGGGAUUCGUCCAAGACAGUAUCGAAGAAGGAGCGGAGGAAUCUCCGGUCCAACUUUUCCAGCAUCGUCACCUCGCUCGAGCGGGGCAAGGGGCCGGGAUACUCGACGGCCGGCCGCUCGGGCCCCAACCCGCACACGGGCGGGUCGACGACGGACGAGGGCGAGUUCCGAGAGUUUGGGUACCGUGAACGGAUCCGCGUGUACAACCAGUUUCUGCUCAUCGACACCUGGUCGCUCCAUGCCAGGGUCGAGGUGCUCAAAAGCUUGCUUGGCGCCGGGUUUGCAAUCCACUACCUGGAGAACCCGGUUGUGAGGGACAUUCUCAGAGGCGCUGAUGUUGAGUAUGUCACGAACAAGAAGACGAAGAAAUGA
This is a messenger RNA of Parathielavia appendiculata, 1353 nucleotides long. RefSeq lists its product as uncharacterized. Lineage: Eukaryota; Fungi; Ascomycota; Sordariomycetes; Sordariales; Chaetomiaceae. Bases 1 to 1353 code for a protein of 450 amino acids. The record is from RefSeq and is a predicted model, not a curated record. The transcript has a single exon.